CUGGCAGUCCAUCUCCAUCACCAACGCUCCCCUUGUUUCCACCCCAUCCCCACUACUACACAAGUCUACAAGAGUGGAGCCAGCGGCAGGGCGUGGGAGCCGAGGGAACCUUACCAAGCUAGCUAGCUAGCGGCGGCGGCGAGAUGGUGCACCCGAUCGCGGAGGCCGACGAGCGGAGCCCCUUCGGCCGCCUCACCCCGGACGAGUUCUACGCGCGCCACGGGGUGACCCACACCACCUCCUCCUUCGUCAACCCGCGGGGCCUCCGCAUCUUCACCCAGCGCUGGACGCCCCGCGCCGCCUCCGCCGUCCUCGGCGCCGUAGCCGUCGUGCACGGCUUCACGGGCGAGUCCAGCUGGAUGGUCCAGCUCACGGCCGUCCACCUCGCCGCCGCGGGCUUCGCCGUCGCGGCGCUCGACCACCAGGGCCACGGCUUCUCCGAGGGCCUCCCGGGCCACAUCCCCGACAUCGCGCCCGUCCUCGACGACUGCGACGCCGCCUUCGCGGCCUUCCGCGCCGACUACCCGCCCCCGCUCCCCUGCUUCCUCUACGGGGAGUCCCUCGGCGGCGCCAUCGCGCUGCUGCUCCACCUCCGCCGCAAGGACCUCUGGCGCCACGGCGCCGUCCUCAACGGCGCCAUGUGCGGGGUCAGCCCGCGCUUCAAGCCGCCCUGGCCGCUCGAGCACCUCCUCGCCGCCGCCGCCGCCGUCGUGCCAACCUGGCGCGUCGCCUUCACGCGCGGCAACAUCCCCGAGCGCUCCUUCAAGGUGGACUGGAAGCGCCGCCUCGCGCUCGCCUCGCCGCGCCGCACCACGGCCCCGCCCCGCGCCGCCACGGCGCUCGAGCUCCUCCGCGUCUGCCGGGAGCUGCAGGCGCGCUUCGAGGAGGUCGAGCUGCCGCUCCUCGCCGUGCACGGCGCCGACGACACCGUCUGCGACCCGGCCUGCGUCGAGGAGCUCUGCAGGCGCGCGGGCAGCACGGACAAGACGCUCCGCGUCUACCCCGGGAUGUGGCACCAGAUCAUCGGCGAGCCCGAGGAGAACGUCGAGAAGGUGUUCGACGAAAUCAACGCGUGGCUCAAGGCGCGCGCCGCCGCCGCCGGCCCGCAAAAGCAGCAGCAGCAGUAGUUCGGGCACGCGUCCUGCGUGCGCGCCGCGCCAUGGCCGCGAGCCGCGUGGUCCGUUCCAUGGCGGAUUCUAGUACGGGUCCAGGUCCAGCAAUAAGCUUGUGUGCUGAUUUAGUGAGUGAAUCUGAUGUGCGAACCGAGAUCUCAUCCGAUGGUCCCGGUCUACCAUCUGCGGCUGCUUGAGAUGCCGCCAUUGCUACCCAUCAUGAAUCUUGUUCAGCUUUGAUCCUUGGAUUUAAUGGACGAGCAGCAUUUCUGCCGUGUCCAUUGACUCCCAACAGUUCCACGGUUGGAGUGGUUGUCUGCUGUCGGUUGGGCGGGUAAAUCAAUGUCGCUGGUGGUAGCUGCUGGUCGCUCAUCAGCAGCAGUUGCAUGCUUGCAGUUGCAGAUGAACACUUGAGUGACUA
Molecule: messenger RNA, 1533 nt
Organism: Panicum virgatum (switchgrass)
Lineage: Eukaryota; Viridiplantae; Streptophyta; Magnoliopsida; Poales; Poaceae
Product: caffeoylshikimate esterase-like
Exons: 2
Coding region: 144-1127 (327 amino acids)
Cellular component (GO): membrane
Molecular function (GO): lipase activity
Source: RefSeq, a predicted model, not a curated record